Molecule: messenger RNA, 837 nt
Organism: Eruca vesicaria subsp. sativa (arugula)
Lineage: Eukaryota; Viridiplantae; Streptophyta; Magnoliopsida; Brassicales; Brassicaceae
Source: the annotation of a GenBank genome assembly
AUGCUCAAAGCCGUACAGAUCUUGGGUUGCUCAUCAGGGUUAACCAUCAUCUCACAGAGACUAACCAAGUCCUCCUCCACCGUCUCUUUCCUCUCCAAAUCUAUAAACCCUCUCAAGCUCUCAACUUCUCCUCGCAAAACAACAACACUCUGUUUCAACCCGACCCGAAUGUCUACCUCCUCACUUCCCGGGUCAGACCCAGUUCCAAAGUCUCCGACUUUCGUCGCUGGAGAUGUUCGGAAGAUAAAGUUCUGUCAAUGGUGUGGAGGGCCUACCAAGCACGAGAUACCUGACGGAGAGGAGAAGCUCCGAGCUAUUUGCACACACUGCAGCAAAAUCGCAUACCAGAAUCCUAAGAUGGUUGUAGGUUGUCUUAUUGAGCAUGAAGAAAAAGUUUUACUUUGCAAACGUAACAUUCAGCCUUCACAUGGUCUAUGGACUCUACCUGCUGGUUAUCUAGAAGUUGGAGAGUCAGCUGCAGAAGGAGCAAUGAGGGAGACUUGGGAAGAAGCUGGAGCUACUGUUGAAGUUGUUUCCCCUUUUGCGCAGCUUGAUAUCCCUCUUAUUGGUCAACAGACAUAUGUUAUAUUCUUGGCAAAGCUGAAGAAUCUGGAUUUUGCGCCUGGUCCUGAGUCAUUGGAGUGUCGUCUUUUUGCACUAGACGAGAUACCCUUUGAUUCCUUGGCGUUUUCAUCUAUAUAUGUUACCUUAAAUCUGUACUUGGAAGAUCUUAAGAAGGGGACACUAAAGUUUCACUAUGGUACUAUAAAUAAAAGGCCUGGAAGUAGUCCUUCAGAUAUUCGAGCCUUUAGUCUUGAUUACCAUUUGCAGCCAUGA